UAAAGUCUUGUUUCGCGAGUUCAACUAGUAUUCUUCAGUUUUCAUUAAACGCAAUCAUGUUCUCGUGUAGUAUUUGUGAUAAGACAUUUACUAGGAUCGGUAGUCUACACAGACAUACCAAGUCACACGAUGUAUCCAAUACGAUUUCAYGMAGUUUAUGCUCAGAAAUAUUCACACGAAGAGAUAACCUCAUAAGACAUAGUUCAAGCAUUGUAAUUCAACAAGAACCAACCAUMACCAAGCGAGAAAUUCAAGAUUUCUUUAAACCAGCUGAACAUAUUUACGAUUAUAAUGGUAAAUAUAUCAUUCAUAUGUUUAUUCACCUCCUAUGAUAUAACAAUAAUAUAAAUAUAUGUAUAAUAAAAUAAUUUUAU
Diuraphis noxia (Russian wheat aphid) is the source of this 374-nucleotide messenger RNA. RefSeq lists its product as uncharacterized. The record is from RefSeq and is a predicted model, not a curated record. NCBI's taxonomy places the organism in Eukaryota, Metazoa, Arthropoda, Insecta, Hemiptera, Aphididae.